AAUUUUGUUUUCAUUUUUGGUGUUCAAAAAACUCGGCUCGGCAGUUGAUGGCCAACAAAACCGUGGAAAGCGUGAAAAGUAAACGAUUUCGUAUGCAUCGACGUGCGCCAGAAUUUCUAGUGUGAUUAGUUUAUGUGAACAGCCGAAAUGGGUGAUAAACAUGUACCGACGUUAGACAUCGAGAUAAAGCUAGAUGUUAACACCGAAGAAUCCAGCUCGAAAGCGUUGCAAACAAUCAUACAGGUGCUGUUGUUCCAGCGGAGCCAAAUCCCAUUUUGCUACGAAGUGUUCCAAACCAUAGUGAAAAAAUUGAAGAAAGAAUUGGCCGAAAUUGAUUCAUCCAAAUGGAAAAACUAUCAAUUAACAAAACAGCGCGAAAUUGCCUUCAAUUUGCUGUGUGAUAUACAAACCCUUUUCAGAGAAGUAACGGAAAUUGCAAAACGUAGUGAUCACGAUAUUCGCGCCAUGGUCUUGUUCGGAUCGACUCUCUACACGGCAAAGGAAGCAUUCAUCAUCAAAAUUCCCAAGGCGAACCGGAAACACUAUCCCCAGCAUCACCGCCAGCGAUUGGAAUCCGCCUUGAAACUCCUAACGAGGCAACUGAUACUGUCGGAAGAACUACGUCCUUCGGGGCGUUUCGUGGGGCCCACCAACACAUUCAUGCUGCUGGGAAUGUCUUCCACGUGUGACCCAGAGAAAAUCUCGCGGACCGUCGAGUACAGAUCAAUAAAUGGCUACCAGUUGCCGAUUAGCUGCCAGAAGUAUGUGAUUAACAUAACCAUCCAGGGGGCCAGUGAGGAUGAAUUGGCCUGCUGUAGGCAAAUGGAUGUGUUCAGCGAUGCACUGCAAGUGCUAACGAUCGACGAUGACGCUAAGGAAGUCCCUACGAAACCCCUUGGUCGUCGCAACGAAUUGGUCAAAAACGAUAUUAUGUGGUACCAAGUGGGAAGGAGUUUGAAAGGAUUUAAUGAUGUGCUCAUUAAAGGGAAAUCUAUCUGGGAUGGAGAGUUGUGAAGUGUUGCGUCCGUAGGGCGCUAAUGAACUGACAGUGUUGUUGAGGGCGGCAACAAAAAAUAGAAUCUAAAAAUGCGCUUUAAGAAAAUAAAUUCAAAUUAUGCUUCUAAUGUAA
This is a messenger RNA of Aedes aegypti (yellow fever mosquito), 1129 nucleotides long. RefSeq lists its product as uncharacterized. The transcript has 2 exons. Gene Ontology annotation, cellular component: nucleus. The record is from RefSeq and is a predicted model, not a curated record. Bases 148 to 1014 code for a protein of 288 amino acids. NCBI's taxonomy places the organism in Eukaryota, Metazoa, Arthropoda, Insecta, Diptera, Culicidae. Gene Ontology annotation, biological process: regulation of exit from mitosis.